UGUUAAUCAGGCAUUUUGCUCCAUUACACAGUACAAGUACUCGUACUGUUUAGGUAAUAAAUGAACACUUCACUAUACUGUACUACAUCAACCUCGCAUGGAAACGAACCUGAUAACAAAUGCUACACACAGUAUAUCUCCGAACGCUCUAAAAAAUCAAAAUAUGAAUUAAAAGCCCAAAAGUAAUUCAGAGCAAACCAUCCAGAAUACUUUUUGCAGGAUUAUGAAAUUUCUGUUUGCGGUCAAGUUUAAAUAGGAGAAAGCAGCUAGGUUGCUAGCAACGCAUACAGGAGCGAUGGUGGAAGAAGGAGAUGGCCGCGGCUCGGCGCUGCCCGACAAGACCAAAGCUCCUCCAGGAGCCGUGCAGGAACUACAGUCUGGCGAGGAGAGAAGAUGGCGCCUAGAGUACCAGGAGCCCUUCGGCAGGUGCCUAAUAGCGACUGCAAACCUAAGUAUGGGUGAUGUGAUCUACCGCGACAACCCCAUCAUAACGGGUCCCAAGCUAACCUCUGCUCUGCUGUGUCUCGGCUGCUACAAGACCUUGACAGACGAACAUUACGAUUGUUCCAAAUGCACGUGGACUCUUUGCGGGCCCGAAUGUGAAACUGAAGGUUACCAUCCGUACGAGUGUAAGGUCUUCUCCAAAGCCAAUUUUAAAUUAAAUCUUGCUGAUUUUGGCGACAAAAAUCCAGUGUAUGAGUGCAUCUUGCCCCUGCGAUGCUUGAUGCUGCGUGAAGCUGACCCCAGUAAAUGGAGUACGCUGCAGGCGAUGGAGUCGCACGAUGAGAUCAGGCAAAAAUCUGACUUCUGGGAUAUUGAACAGAUCAACGUAUGUGAUUUUUUGAGGAAGCAAGCGAAAGUUGAGUACAGUGACGCCCUCAUGCACACAAUCUGUGGCAUCCUCGACGUGAACUGCCAUGAAGUGCGCUCUAAUGUUCCUGGAGCUCCUGAUGAGUCACGCGUCCGGGGCCUGUACCCCCUCUGCGCGAUGAUGUCUCACGACUGUACGUGCAACACGCAGCACACCAUCAUGGACGACCACAGUAUGGUGGUCGUCGCCUCCAGGAACAUCGCCAAAGGACAACAAAUUACGGGAAUAUAUACUCAACUCCUUUCCGGCACGACGGAGCGCCGCAAGCACCUGCGCUACUGCAAGUUCUUCGACUGCGUGUGCCGGCGCUGCAGCGACCCCACCGAACUGGGGACUUACUUCAGCGCCUUGAGGUGCACCCAAUGCGGUGGCCCCGUGCUCUGUAAGGACCCACUGCACCCCAACAACACAGCUGACUACCGCUGCACCGAGUGCGGUAAUGAGGUACCAAACAGCGAAGUGAAUGGUCUGACUUGCCUCAUUGGAGCCGAAAUUGCGCUAGCCGGAGAAAAUGAUCCGACAAUAUUAGAGCAGCUACUAGAAAAAUAUUCAUCCCUGCUUAACCCGAACCAUUUCCACAUCAUCGCACUCAAAAGUAGUUUGUCUCAAACGUACGGUCGCGUGGCGGGCACUCAGAUGACGGAUCUGAGUGCUGGGCAGCUGGGCCGCAAGAUGCAGUGCUGCAGAGACGUGCUGCUGGUGCUCGACGUGCUCGAUCCUGGCAUAUCGAGGCUCAGAGGCAUAAUGGAGUACGAGCUGCAGGUGGCGCUGCUGCUGCUGCUGCAGAGGGCGUUCGUGCAGCGGCAGCUGACGCGGCAGGAGGUGCUGCAGAGGCUGCACGAGCCGCUCCUGCUGCUCCAGAGCGUCAGCAUGUGCCUGCAGCACGAGGCGCCAUCUUGCUUCGAGGGAAAAAUUUAUACGAUAGCGCAGCGCUCGCUAGCAGAAGUGCUCAAGUGGAGAGAAAAAGUCAAGUUGAUGCCAGAAGAAAAGUUUCUACCACCGCCGGUCAUCACUUUUGACCAGCCCAAACUCUCGGAGCAAGAUCUCACGCUUGGAGAUCUGCUCCGGAAAAUAGGAAGUUGAUUUUUUUUAACUUAGACUAUCACGCUCAAUAGGGUAAAUAGGAAGGGAAUUCUUAUUUACAUAAUAUAUUUAACACCGAAGAUGUCAAGAAGGACAGGAUUCAACAACGCAGCUGUAUACAGAUCUUGUAAAAAAAGAGUAUCUUAAUUAGACCGAAACUUUACUCCAUGUGUAUUUUUCUACAGCGUUGAUUGAGUAAUAUUGAUGGAAAUGUACUGCAAGGAUAGUGAAAAUUGACUGAUGUUCUUAAAUGGUUUAUUCUUAACUAUUUCUAUGUAAAAUGAUCAACAUUCUAUGUUCAAAGUCUCUACGAGAUUAAUUUGAAAAUCUUGGAUCCUCGAAUUAAUUAUUAGAUCAUGGAACCUCAAAUUAAACUCUACGAAGAUUACUGGUUCCUUUACUCAGAAUUUUACUUAUAAGACAAAUGUACUACGGACAUUUUUGCCAGCUUUUCUACUAACUUGCUCGCCACAAAGCAAUUAAUAUUUAUUGGUGAGCUGCAUAAUUCUGCCGCAAAACCUCGCAUUUUUCUGUUCAUAACUUUCAAUUCCUUCCACAUUGAGAUAUUCUUACACAUGCAGCCGGAACUAAAUUGCUGCAGCAGCAAUAAUACUUUUUGUGAUUAGUCCCUUGGCUUGCUGGCUAAGUCAGCUUUCUCAAUUGUUAUUUUUGAGUAUAUUUUGGAGUUAGCUUUGCACUUUUGUAUUCUUAUUCAAUGGCUGAGCGCAUUCUGAAUUAUUAUCGCACUUGUUGCUCGUGUUCCAUUUUACUUUAAGGCUGUGAAGCGCUUUCCUCUUUCUUAGAAAAUAAUAUAUUCUCUAGUCUAUACCCUGGCUGGAAGACUGAUCUUAAAUUAUAAAUUUGGCACACAAAUUGUUAAAGAUAUCAUGGUGCUGGUGUAAUUGAACACCUAACAAGUUAUUCACCUAAUGUCCUUAUUACCACGUGGUUGAUAUGUUAUUGAAAUAAUUAAAAUGCCAGAGUUUUCCACAGAACCUUCAAUAUCACAAUGUACAACUAUUUUGAUGAUAAAGUGUACGACUAUUUUGAUUAUAAAUACAAGUUAAUAAAAUGUCAUCAUUGACGGUUAAAUACAUAUUUUAUGAAGAAAUAAUGGUUGUAAGGUUGCAUUGUGAUAACGAUCGAAAUGAAAUAUAGAUUCCAAUCCAAA
Molecule: messenger RNA, 3125 nt
Organism: Hyalella azteca
Lineage: Eukaryota; Metazoa; Arthropoda; Malacostraca; Amphipoda; Hyalellidae
Product: SET domain-containing protein SmydA-8
Exons: 11
Coding region: 296-1954 (552 amino acids)
Molecular function (GO): protein binding
Source: RefSeq, a predicted model, not a curated record